AUGACAUCUAUAUCUGUGAACCAGUUCGGUUUUAUACCGGGUCGCUCCACUACAGAAGCUAUCCACCUUGUCAGGAGAUUGGUGGAACAAUUCAGGGAUAAGAAGAAGGACUUGCACAUGGUGUUUAUCGACUUGGAGAAGGCGUAUGACAAGGUCCCUAGGGAGGUGCUAUGGAGGUGCCUGGAGGCGAAGAGCGUGCCGGAAGCCUACAUCAGAGUAAUCAAGGACAUGUACGAUGGAGUUAAGACUAGGGUUAAGACGGUGAGUGGCGACUCAAACCAUUUCCCGGUGGUUAUGGGGCUCGAUCAAGGAUCGGCGCUUAGUCCUCUCUUGUCUAAGACAGAUCACCUGGAGUGCAAGUUUAGCGCCGAGCCGAGUGAAGUAGGCAGGGACAUGAAGAUUGGAUCUCAGGUCAUCGCCAAGAGGAGGCUUGCAUUAGGAGUCCUGUGUGAUAAGAAAGUGCCACAGAAACUCAAGGGGAAGUUUUAUAGAGCUGUGGUUAGACCUGCCAUGCUGUAUGAGGCAGAGUGCUGGCCGGUGAAGAACUCUCAUGUUCAGAGAAUGAAGGUUGCGGAGACGAGGAUGCUCAAGUGGAUGUGCGGGCUCACCAGGCUAGAUAAGAUUAAGAAUGAAGUUAUUCGAGAGAAGGUGGGGGUGGCCCCAGUGGAUGAGAAGAUGCGAGAAGCGAGGCUCAGGUGGUUCGAGCAUGUGCGGAGGAGAAGCCCUGAUGCCCCGGUGAGGAGUUGUGAGCGGCUGACGGUGGUUGGCGCGAGGCGAGGCAGAGGGAGGCCUAAGAGGUAUUGGGGAGAGGUGAUUACGCAGGACAUGGCUAGAAUGCGGAUUUUCGAGGACAUGGCCCUUGAUAGAAAAGUCUGGAGGUAUCAGGGUUGUAGGAUAGGGGCUUCUAGAAUUUUUCGUACUCCUUUUCCGGGGUUGGGUGGGGCUUGGUAG
This is a messenger RNA of Nicotiana tabacum (common tobacco), 951 nucleotides long. Lineage: Eukaryota; Viridiplantae; Streptophyta; Magnoliopsida; Solanales; Solanaceae. The record is from RefSeq and is a predicted model, not a curated record.